Molecule: messenger RNA, 2502 nt
Organism: Aspergillus tanneri
Lineage: Eukaryota; Fungi; Ascomycota; Eurotiomycetes; Eurotiales; Aspergillaceae
Exons: 2
Coding region: 1-2502 (833 amino acids)
Biological process (GO): regulation of DNA-templated transcription; DNA-templated transcription
Molecular function (GO): DNA binding; DNA-binding transcription factor activity, RNA polymerase II-specific; zinc ion binding
Source: RefSeq, a predicted model, not a curated record
AUGGCGGACUGCCAGCCAGUGGGCCAGGGCUCUACAAUAACAACGUCGUCAACACAGGACCCGAAACCACUUAAGACACAUUCAUGCUCCUCCUGUCAGCGGAGAAAAGUCAAGUGCAACAGACAAGAACCGUGUGCUUGGUGCGCAAAGUAUGGAGUGCAGUGUGUCUACCACCCUCCCCAACGGCCUCGCCGGCGGAAGAGGAAUCACCCCGAAGCGAAUCUGGCGGCGCGUCUAGAACGGUAUGAAGAAGUGUUGAGACAAAACAGCAUCGAUCCAGAUGUUUUCUCAACCACGCGUGCGGUGUCUUCGCCGGCCCAUGAGGCUGUGAUUUCAAAGACGGUGGCUUCUGCCACUGAGCUGACUGAUCUAAGCGGCCCUCUGUCGGCUCCUCGUACGAGCAAUUCUAGUCAUGCAGGGCAUACCGAGUUACGGAGGUUUGUUUCGAAAAAAGGAAACUCGCAACUUAUGGACAAGUGUGAGCGACGAGGUGUGAUUUCCUCAACGCAAGCCAUCCGCAUUGUGAAUGAUAUUGACGAAGGGAAACAGUUACAGGAAGCGGAAGAUGCCAUACGGGAGUCGUCAUCUCCUGCCGACUCUGACCAGUCUGGCCAAAACGAUAAUUCCCCGGUGGUUGAUGCUGAAUCAGGCUUGAUUUUCAGUUCACCGGGACGCACUCCCCUCAGCUCAAUGCAUCCAAAUCCGGUGCAUAUCUUCAAGCUCUGGCAAACCUUUCUUGAGAACGUCAACCCGCUCAUCAAAGUUCUCCAUGCACCCGUCGUGCAGCAGCAGAUCUUGGAGGCAGCCGGAGACCUGCACGCGGUCAGCAAAGAGAUGGAGGCGCUAAUGUUCUCCAUCUACUGUAUUUCGGUGAUUUCCCUCGGCGAGGACGAGGUAAAGCGUUCCUUUGGCGAGUCACGCGCCACCCUUAUUUCAAGAUACAAGCGCAGUGCGGAGACGGCCUUGCGCAACGCCGGGCUAUUGAAAACAUCAAAUAUGGUUGUAUUGCAGUCCUUCUUGCUAUAUCUUGUAACGCAACUCUCCCUUCGUACGUUCAUGCGUAACCCACAUCCACUGACAAAUCCGCAGUUUUCCCUGCGCCUGUUGUCCGACCCUCAUUCACUGUGGUCCUUCUGCGGCGUAGCCAUGCGAAUCGCCCAGCGCAUCGGCCUUCACAAGGACGGCUCUCAUCUCGGGCUGUCCGUCUAUGAGACAGAAAUGCGGCGGCGCCUCUGGCUUCAACUCAUCAUCUUCGAUGCCACCGCCGGAUAUUACUCGGGCUGCGGCUCCGCCAUUUCACUCCCUCCUACAUCCCAAACCACACUCCCUCCUCUCAACGUCAAUGACAGCAAUCUAGACCCGAACAUGACGGAGCCUCCGCAGGAAUGCACUGGUCCGACGGAGAUGGUGUUCUGCCUCGUCCGGCACGAGUUCGGCGAAUGGUUACGCCACCGCGCUGGGACGAAGUCUGGGUUCGAUGGACACUGGGGGUUCCUUCGCUCGUCGUCCGUGCCGUUAUCGGAAAAGGAUGCGGCCAUUGACGAGCUGGAGGAGAAAUUUGAGACCAAGUUCCUGAAGCACUGUGAUGUCUCGAUUCCACUUCACUUCAUCACCGUCACCAUGGCGCGGUCGGUUGUAUGCAUGAUACGCCUCGCUGCACACCACCCGCGACAAUACUCCGGUAGUAGUAUUGCCGGGGUCGGUGGGGGUGGCGCACACAAACAGGCUCAGUGCAACCUCCAUUUAUCCGAGGAAGAGCGAGACCGCAUCUUCACCACCUGUAUCCAGGUCGCUGAGUACUGUGAUGCUGUCCAGACCAACCGCGCCACCAAGAAAUACCUCUGGCAUGUCGACUACAACGUGCAAUGGGACGCCCUGAUCUACAUGCUGUCCGAGCUGCGCGGGCGCCGAGUGGAGGGCGCCGAGGUCGCUCGUGCCUGGGUACUCGUCAACAGCAUCUGCGGCAGACACUACCGUCAGAUGGGCCCGCGCGUGCGCCGGAGUACCCUGCACAUUGCCAUCCACAACCUCAUCAUCAAGGCUUGGAAGGGCCACGUCGAUGAGUGUGGGCGGAGGGACAUCCCCUCACAGCCGUGUCCAGAUCUGGUCGCGACGUGGCUAAAGCUGGGCCUGGGGGCGCCGCAAACCGUAGCGGCUGCUGCUCCGCCACUGUCUGUACCCUUACAACAGCAAGAAGCCCCAAGCAGCAGGAUCCCAUAUUCUGUAGAGGACACACAACAGACGCUCGAAAGCGAAAACUCCUUCGCGGGGAACACCAAUACCAACAGUCCACAGCUGCAACCUUCCAUAACGCCGUUCCAGCAGCAUGGGUCUGCUACUGAGACCGAGAUUGGCACUGACAAAAAAGAGAUGGACUUCGUGUCAAUGGGAGGAGUGCCCGCGCUGGACGUCAAUCCCAUGGACUGGGAGCGGUGGGACGACCUGCUCCAGCAAUUCCAGCAGGAGUGUUGGGAUGAGAACACGCUCUUCAGCCAGACAUAG